AUGGGAGGGUUUGAACUUUCCUCUGCAAAUGGAGAGACGAAUGAGCAACAUGGAAAUGCGCCCGAACGGAACGAAGGUCCUAGCACGAGAAACCGGACAUGGCGGAAUUGGCUCAUCGGCGCCGUCGGGUUCUUUUAUUUCGGCGGGGCGCAAAUGGGGCUAUUUGUGAUUGGCCAGUACAUUUACCGCCGGAUACAGAUAGAAGCAUACCCUAACAAGACAUUUCAGACAGGGAUUUCAUACUGUGAUUACAACAACAGCAAUCCCGACGUAUUACUUCUUGCUGGGGUUCAGAAGAAGGCCGCGCAUUACAAUGUGAUAUUUAACAUCGCCUCCGGAAUACCGGCCGUGUUUGUGAACAUCGUGAUCGGAUCCUACACCGACAGGUUUGGUAGAAAGUUUCUUAUGGUUGCAGCCAUGUCCGGUACGUUUAUCAGAGUUCUUAUCUGCAUGAUUGGAGCGUAUACAACAAUGAAAAUUGAGUUUUUUGCAAUCGCGUUCGGCGCUGAGGGUCUUUCAGGCUCGGUUUUUUGCUAUCUACUUGCAAGCUAUGCAUAUGUCGCCGACAUAACCACGGCCAAGAACAGAGCGUUUGGUAUCGUUGCGAAUGAAGUUGCGAUCGGUCUAGGCCAUACACUUUCAGUUGUUGCUGCUGGGUUUGUCAUCCAAGCCAUAGGCUUCAAUCAGCCGUUCAUUGUUGCGCUCGUGUGCAUUGCAGUAGCUAUUACAAUAUGUGUAGUUCUAUUACCGGAGUCUUACCCUAAAGAGAUGAGAGCUAAGCCCUCACAAACAUGCGUAACCUUAAAACACGCGGUCGGCUUCUACUACGCAUCAUGGAACUAUGGCUUUAGAUGGCGCUACAUUGUCGCCAUUGUUGUGUUCUAUUUCACCAUGUUUGACGUGCUCGGGCGUAACUCAGUGGAAACCCUGUAUCAGAUGAACGCCCCUUUUUGCUGGUCCCCUACCAAACUGGGGCUGUUCGGAGCAGUAAGAUCUUUACUGCAGCAAAUCUUCGGCAUGUUUGUUAUUGCCAUCUUGAAGAGACUCUCCAUGGAAGAUGAUACCAUCGCCAUUGUCGGGUGUGUUUCGUACGGGAUCAGCUUUGUGAUUGAAGGGUUUGCCAAAACUGACGUUAUGCUCUAUGUUGUGACGGUAGUGGGAUCCCUGGGCUUGCUUACGAUCCCCAUGCUUAGAAGUAUCAUGUCAAGGAUGACGUCCUAUGAUCGACAAGGUUCGCUGGCGGCGGGAAUAUCCGCCGUGGAAACAUUCUGCCAGAUGACGUCAAACGUGAUCACAAAUGCAUUCUACAAGGCGACAGUAGCCUCCAGGGGCGGGGCUGUGUUUUUCCUCAUGGCGGGAUUCAACAUCAUUAGUCUAAUUCUCAUGCUGUUUCUGAAGUUCGUGUCUCGCGGUGAUGCACGAGAGAAAAGGGCGAGAAAUUAUUCCAUUACACCCAUCUCGUUUGUGGAGAAACAACAUUUAUGAGAACCAUAUGCAAUGGAAACCACUCGUCCAUCUCUGGGAACCCCGGGACACUUCGACAACUAGCCGAAAGUAUUCAAAAGAAAUUGUUGGUGUUUUUAUUUAAUCUUAAGGUUAAAUUUUUAAAAUGUUAUAUUUCUUUAACAGACUUUUGUUUACAACUAAGGAAAUCAUUUUUAGAAAUUAAAAUACGUAAAUUUUAACACAAAUAUACACAUUUAUCGAAACCCAGUUUACUAAUGUAAGAGAACAAUUACGGGAAAAGGUAAAUUAUUAAAAUGCUUCGUGAAUACAAUCUGAGAAAGGAACAGAAUGUUUGUUGACUUUUGUGUCGAAGUUGAAACGAAAAGAUGUUCAUGUCGGCAUAAUGUGUCGAUGACAAAAAUGUGCAAUAAGCAGAAUUUAUUAAAUACUUUGAGAUUUAGUGAACAUAUUGUAAUGAAUAAUUGCUGUGAAAUUAAACAACCGAUAAAUAUUAGAAUCGUGUUCCCUUUUGAAUCAAAUGUUGCGGUAUCGACCAGGGAUCCUGAUUUUUAUGCUCCUCGAAUGAGAAGCAUAAAGUCGCCGCGUUGUCCGUCCGUCCCUCCGUCACACCCUUGACCGGGGAAUAACUUAAAAACUGCAUGUAUUGAUGGGAUCGAAAUAAAACUUGGUAUAUAGAUAAAUGGCAAUGAGAGAAAGUGCACAAGAACCAUAAAUAUAUCAUGCAUAUUUAUUAAGUUAAUUCCACUUAACCAUUUUGUUAAUAAUCGGUUUGUCCCGGCCAUAACUAAGAAAGUG
Messenger RNA from Mya arenaria, 2262 nucleotides. RefSeq names its product solute carrier family 46 member 3-like. The record is from RefSeq and is a predicted model, not a curated record. The transcript is spliced from 4 exons. Gene Ontology annotation, biological process: transmembrane transport. The coding region runs from base 1 to 1485 and encodes 494 amino acids. Gene Ontology annotation, cellular component: membrane. Lineage: Eukaryota; Metazoa; Mollusca; Bivalvia; Myida; Myidae. Gene Ontology annotation, molecular function: transmembrane transporter activity.